This is a messenger RNA of Porites lobata, 23745 nucleotides long. NCBI's taxonomy places the organism in Eukaryota, Metazoa, Cnidaria, Anthozoa, Scleractinia, Poritidae. The record is from the annotation of a GenBank genome assembly.
UGAACCUUUCGUGGAAUUUACAUUCGUGUUGUUGGAGGUGUGCGUGUCGGUGGGGUUUUCGUCGAUCUCUGUUGUAGAAAAAAAAACAUAACGUAAAUAAACCUUUCAGAAACCGGCUACUAUGGCUGAAGCGAGACUUGGUGUGGCGUUUCAAUUCCAAGUUACAGAAGAAGGAAUAAUCGUCAACUUUGACAGAAAUGCACUCAAGUUUGUUGGUCGUGCCAUUGUGAAGUCUGCAAAACGACGAGUGAAAGGCGCAAAGAAAGCGAUUUUGAAGAGAUCCUUCCCUGCAACUCCAGCGACGUGGAUCCUUCUAGUGGCUGCUCUAAGCGCUGCGAGAUAUUCAGAACACGAAACAACAGUCGGAGUUUUGGGAAAAGUCGAGCGCGGACUUCCUUGGUAAGCUUAAGUAUUUUGUAAUACAAGUGGACUUUGUCCUCUUUAGUAAUAAAGAACUUUUACCAACUCGUAAAUGAGCAGCGGCAAAUGAUAGUAACAUCGUCACUGAGGUGUAAGUUUAGAUUCUUGAAGUUAAAACAAUGUAUCUUAACUUAGGUUCUAGUUUUCGUUUUCCUUAUCACGAACAAAGCCUUAUACGACGGUAACAGGGUGCCGCUCAGAAUGAGAUCACAUUCUUAACAUUGUGAAAUACGAAAGCUCAAGCUUAACGUUUGGCCAUUAUAAAUAGGUUAUAUUGAUAUAGUGUCAUCUUCUUUAGUGUUAUUAUUUAUAUUUUCAAACUGGAAAAAUACAGUUAUCUUUUAUCGUAAACUGGUACUGCAUCAAAUAAUAAACUAAUGUUAGUGUGAACAGGCAGGUAGCACAAUUCAGAUGAGAUAAACCGACCUUGCGAUGAAUUUUCCUCGUUAAGUGUUUUUGUCACCUUACAUACUAGCUAUAAACGUGUUGUAGCCAUAUUGAUUUAAUUUGGUGUCAUUGGACUGGAUUUGAGGGUAAAUAAUAUCCGCAAAUUUGGGGGUUUGGGGAAGUGAUGCAAUAGGCAAGUUUUGUAUUCCCCGAUGGACCUGGGACGAGUUUGAUUGCGAAGCUAAUGGGGUCAACUUCUGAGCAAAAACAAACACAGGUAAAUUGCGGCUGAGUCGUUGAAAAACGAUACAAAUCAUGAAAAUAUUAAGAUUUCAAAGCUCAAACUUUACCAGUAUGAUAAAGGGAUAUCUGCUUCAAACAGCAAAACUUUGGAAAGAGCUGGUUGAAUUAACCGAGACAUGAAAAAAGCCACAACUGAAGCGAAUAGAAGAAGUAAACUUCAGCUUAAAAAUGGUAAAUUAAGCUUUUGUUUAAAAGUCAAUAUUCGAUUCCUUUUUAUUUUCAAACUUUUUAUUACUAUCAUCUGUAUUAUUAAUAAGUCUGUAUUCGCCUUCUAAUCGAGUGAAAUGAGCAUGCAUUGAUCGUUUUUCUACAUGUGGCUGAAUGUUUUUAUAAACGAUGUAAGCUAAAUGUAUAAAUAAACUUAUACCUUUCAAAUCACCUUUGUCCAUUCCGAUUUAACUUCCUUACAGUGCAAGGAAUCUUUGCAGAACUUCAGCCCCGUCAUGAUAUAUACCGUCUUUAUUCGAUUAACCACCCUGGGCGCUUAUUAAAUUUUUGGACUUUGAGAGUGGACGCUUAUUCGAGGUGGGCACUUAUUAAAUUUUCACCAUUUUCAGCAAGUGAAGCAUGUUUAUUUUGCAACAAAACAAUAAAUGCUAAUAACAAAACGCGAAGAAGUAACAAAGAAAUGUUUCUGUAAAAUACUCUGAAGAAAACUCCGUCCUCGGGGAAGUCUCUUAUUAGAACUUAUUCACUCAAGUAGGUGGAGUGGGGGUGAGUGCUUAUUUGAGUUUGAUUGGGAGGAGCAGGGGGUGGGCGCUUAUGAACUUUUUCUGCCUUUAGGAUGGGCGCUUAUUCGAGGUGGGCGCUAAUUCGAGGUUGGGUGCUUAUUCGAAUAAAUACGGUAUUUUUCCACCAAACGUACUUGUUCGGUUUAUUUCAAAUACAGAAGACUUUUCAUCCACUCCGUUAGAACAUGUCAACUGAAAAGUAGUUGUUUUACUUAAUUGCAUUUUUUUGAUAACUACCACAUUUCAAUGAAAGGCUUACUUAAAAAGUUAUAAUGAUCACUGAAAAUGGACAUUCAAAUGGCUUCAUUGUUUUUCCAUGCUUUGAGGAUUUUGAGACCAUCUUCGCAUUUUUAUUUGCAUUUUUAUUUUUUUAUUUCUAUUCGCUCGUUGUUUUUCUUGGUGACGAAGAGCUGAUCUUCCUUUUGCUGUUCGUAACAAUGAUUUCUUUAGCCUAUAAGUAAGUUUGAAGCCCAUUGAAACAUUAAACCUUUAAGAUUUUCCUCAUUUUCUGGUAACUCAGCUCCAGUUUUCUCAGUUUGUUUGUCUUCUUGCCAAGAAGUUACCCGCAUUAGCCUUGCUUUCGUGCGAAAACAAGCACUUGCCCUAGGCCUCCCGAAAAUACGAAACUUGCCUCCUGAAUCUACAUUCACACCGAGUGGGACAAACUUUUUCGUGCUUUUAGUUGUAGAACCACCUUAACUGUACAAAAAUUUAGACUCCUAGCUGUAUAAAUUUCCGUGUGAAUGGGGAGAAAAUAUUGAACGGUCCCUUGUGAAUAAAGUUUCUGGUCAAAUUUUCCAGCGGGUAAUAAAUUCCCGUGGUGCCCUCUGAAUAUAGCCUGAGAUGAGAGUUAAUGAGUGAAUCGUUGCUUAAGCUUGCUAUCCUGUGCAGGCUUACCAUCCACAUUUCCCAUUAGCGUUUUACUUUACGGUGGCAGAUUCAGACCUUCAGAUAAGGGGGAGCCUGGUCAUCCGUACCCUGAGAUAACGGGGCGUGCAGUCUCAAAACAAAUUUUUCCAGCCCUUCAGGCCUUAGUCUGGUCUGACAAUAAGGGGGAGAGGGGGCAGGUCCCCCGGGCCCCUCUCCUGGAUCUGGCACUGCUUUAUGUGGGCGUAUAUAGCUUUCCCAUCAGACUACUUAUUACAAUACAGUUGAAGGACUGCUAACGGCUACCUCUCUGCAACGGGCACUUUUUUUCAUCCUGGCACACAAAAAAUCCAUACAUUGUCUCUUUUUUAAAACCUCGCUACAACAGCCACUUUCUUCUGUUCCCAAAGUGGCUGUUAUGGAGAGGAUCAACUGUAUGUUAGCCUAACAGGUCAUUCUAGUAACUGUGGGCUAUAGGUUCUACACACCUAGUCAUCUAACAUGGUACAAAACCACCAUAUUGGAGGGCAAGAGAUGCACUGGUACAAGACAUACAAAGGAAAUUACGGUUUCUGUCCCAUUUGCAUCUCUUGCUCUCCAGCAUGGAAGUUUUGCACCACUUAAAUAACUAGCUGCAAAUGACGUAUUUCAACCACACCUUUGUCGCGUCCUGGUGUUGGCCGAGCAUUUAAGACCUCGAACUUUGGAUCUGGAGGUCCGUGUUCAAGACUUGCUGACUUUUUGACCUUUUAAAGACAUUCUGUUUUUCUUUUUAAUAUCUUAUACUUAAAAUGCACUCAUAUACAGAGGCUGGAAAAGUGAUCUAAAAUGUGUCUAAAAAUUAAUCGGUCUGUGAAUAUGUCAUGACAUACAAGUAGGCCGCCUAGUAUGGGAGAUGCUUGCUUGGGGUUAUGGACGUCUGACCCUGUGAUGGACUAGCUCCCAUCCAGAAAGGAUAUUGUAAUACUCCUAGUUAUUUCAUUCUAUGGAAACCAGAAAAGCAGUCACUUGCCUUGAAUGCAGAAUUACAAAACACCAUCUGGAGAUGUUUCAUAGUCAUAUUAAUUAAAUUUGAUGCAAUCAUCUUCUUUUUUUACAUUUUUUGAAGGAGCCACAGUUUAGACCCCAAAACAGUUAUCGCAGUUGCAGUCUUGGUGUGUGCAACAAUUCUAUGGAUGUUAAUAGGCCACAUUCAGCAGUUCAUCUUGAGAAGCUUGCUUCAGUAUAAGGCAUUUUUGUAUGAGCCAAGAGGGUAUGUAAAAUUCAGUUCCUGAUUAGACUUUAAAAAAAAUGCACGUUUAUUUGAGCGUCAAGGUAUUUAGCAUAAGAGUUACCUAUUGGGGACACUAUUUUUUUAUGUCUCCAACUGGAGACGGGACCACCAUUUUGCGUGGUCAUCUGAGCCACACGAAGGUCUAGCCACUUGCUUGUGAAGUUCUGUGAUUAAGUUAAUCAUGUCAAUAAUCAUGUCACAACUUUCAUUUAUUGUUAGAACACCAAGUCCCAAUCAUGUAAAAGAUAGAUAAUGGUAUUUGGUAAAAAAAGAAUUGUCCAGUGGAUAAUGCAGAGCUUGUCCACUCAGUGCUUUAUCUGAUGGAGAAGCUCUCCGUUGUUUACACUGCUGUGUCCUGAGAUGGCAAUUUUCAAGCCUGGUGAGAGAGUAAACCCUGGUCUACUGACUAUAGCUAUAGAGAAACAAAUCAGCUUUACAUGGUCAGGAGAGGACUCUGACUAGGGACCUUUGGAUAGUAGGGAUCUUAAGCAACAACGACUGCAACAGCGGUGAAAACGUCACUCAGAAGGUGAAUUUGCGCUGCUUCCAACUUCAUCACCCUAAUAUGCCAACUCUUUUAAUUUGUGAAAUGUUGGCAAUUUUUGCAAGAGUUGAAUAUAUUAUAAUGGACUGUAUCUAAGUUCAUAAAAAGAAAAAGGAAAUCAUUUUCUUGUGUUCACAUGCUCCAUAAAACAUGAAAUUGGGAAGUUUCACGCGUAAUGUACCAAAAAGCGUGAUGCAUGAGCAAAGUUGAUUUUUUGCUAAUCUAAACCAAUUGCCGUUUUGCCCUUCUCAUUGCCGUCGCCAUCGUCGUUGCUUGGGCUCCCCAUUGAUUGCCACUAAAAAUAUUAAAUGGUGUGGUCUCAAUAUUUAUUUUAUAGUUUAAUAAUCAAGAAAUGUUGUCUAUGGUUGUUGUCUGGGAAAUGUCAUUCUGAGAGUACAUCUGUAACAAUCUAUGGAUGUUCCACAUUUUUUUCUUCAGAAAAUGAGUGAUGUUUUCCCUGCAAAACAUGAAUCAAUAAAGAGUUGUUUUAACUGAUAAAAACUUUUACCUUUUGACUCUGUUUUAGAAAGCUGUCAGCAAAAACAAAAUGCGUACUGGUAUGUUUAUCAUUCAUCAGUUUCAUACUCUUUAAAGCUUCUAAGAGACUAUUCAAAGCAUUUUAUUGGAAUUAUUGAAACCUUUGAAAGGAUAGCUGUCAACAAAGCAGGAAUUGGACCAGAUCAGACCAAUCCCUGGAACUUACACGUACCAAUAUUAUUGAAAAAAGGUUGGGGAUAGGUAUGCCAGCUUUAAAAUGAUCUGAUAUGAUCCAGUUGUUGUCAACAGCCUGAGCAAAACUCUUUUAUACACACCAGUAGAAUUACACUGUAUGUAAUAAUUAUUUUUUAUGUAGUAGUGCAGGGCUAGUUUAAUUUGCUCCAGGAAUGGCAGGUGGCCUCUGGCAGUUUACUUUUGCCUUUGGGCAUCAGAAAAAGCUUUUAGUUGACAUUCGUACAUUUCUUUUUGUUUUUGCACCAUUCUCAUGUAGAAUUCUUCUCUGAGACAAACAUAACUAUUGUAAGGAGUUUGCUGAAUUUUGCAUUUUAAAACAAAAAUUAAAAAUGAACAAAUUUCUUCCCUUUUUCAUGGAGGCCUUUACUUCACUUUCCUGUAUUAUUUUUUAGUUUCACUAAUAUUCCAUUUGCCAUGGUUAUUGCUGCACUAUUGAUAUAUAUACCAGUAUAUCUUUAUUUUGGUUUUGUUGAUGUUUUGAUUGCAGGGUCUUGUGAAACUCCUAGGCGGCAAGAACCCAACUCUUUACAGCUAUGAAAAGUCUUUACCAUAUCUACCUGUUCCAGAUCUGGAUGCUACAAUGAAAAGGGUAGAGUAUUAAAGUCCUUUUUGCCAAAUGAUAUAUGCUUAAAUUAUUAACUCCUGCCCCUGUAAAACAUUUUGUGUGUUUUCAGUAUUUAGAAUCAGUCAGACCUGUCCUUUGUGAAGAACGUUUUAAAGAGAUGGAAAAACUAGCUGAGGAUUUUAAGGUUUGGGACUUACGUACACAAUACAAUUUGUAACUGUGCAUUUAAUAUGAACUGUUAAGUUGCAAGUGUUUUACACUUAAAUUUGUUCCCAUCAUUAUUUUGUUCUAGAAUGGGCUUGGAAAAAGAUUACAACGGUACUUAGUUUGGAAGUCAUGGUGGUCCACAAACUAUGUAAGUUAUAAUGCUGGUGUCCCCUUUAAAUAUUAUUCUUUCUUGCCUUUGUUCAAGUGACAUUUUGUAUUGUUAAUUUUGUCAUGGCUAGCUAUCAUAAUUUUUUUAUUUUGGUAUGUCUAGUAGCUGCAAAUUUAUCUGGUUGCCUUUUUUUGGGCAAGCAAGUAGUUGUUUCUUUUGUUGAGUCUGCUAUUAUAUUACAUUGUGUGAAGCUAAAUUUUUGAGCAACACCUGGCAAAGCAGGACUUAUAUUUUACAGUAGUCGUUUUUUAUGUUACUUGAACAUCAAAACUACCAAAAUGAUUCCAAGUACAAGCACCAAGAAGACAGGGCUUCUGAUGUUUCGCGCAGUCGCGGAGCCGCGAAAUUCAGGUAAAUCUGAGAAAUCCCGCGAAAUUCGGUGGAAAUCUUAUCAGAUACAUGUCUGUACUUAUUUUGAAACUUGUCUCGGCUACUGGGGUUACUUGCCGUAAACUCGCAAAUUCAUGUCAAAACUUCGUCACUGAAACGUGCAAACAACGUUCCGAAACUACCAGGCGUAGAUUAUGUUGUGAAAAACUGGGCACUAGCCAUGAUGUUAAAGGCUUUGCCUUUGGUUCAUUUCUAGAGCGUAUUGUUGUUGAAAGAGCAAAUGAUGUCCUCUGCUAGAAAAACAUUAAAAACGCUGGUCUGAUCAGCGUAAAACCAAUCGAGUUCUUGUGAAAUUUGCCCUGAAAAUAACCACAAAAUCCGCCAUUUUUUUACCGAUUGCUUUCCGGCCAAGUUUGCCCUGAAAAUUCCCGCGAAAUCGACCGAUUUUUCCGUGAUUUUGUCCCCAAAAAUCCCGCAAAAUUGACUUUUUUUCCGCGAAUUAUCAGAAGCCCUGAGAAGACCAUGAUCAUAAAGAAUUCCCACCUAGCUGACAUAUACAGUUGCUUUACAAAGUGUGUCUAUGCGAAUAUACAUGUACAUAACUGUGUGCACAUUCAUAUUAGUAGAUCAGCGAUAAAAUUACUGGAAUAACAGCAAACGUAAAAACGUCUGCUAAUUUUUGUAUGAAUAAGCAGUCACUGCAGUAUUUUGUUACACGAGAAGCAUAUUUUCCAGUUGACAUUAAAAAAUAGUGAUUUUUCAUAGUAUUAACCAUAUUGUUUUGUAGAUAAGUGAUUGGUGGCAGCAGUAUGUGUAUCUUCAGUCCAGGGAGCCACUGAUGAUUAACAGUAACUACUAUGGUGUGGUAAGCAUUUAUUUUACUACACAAACUGAUACUUCUUUUUUUGUCUGUACCUUUGAUACAUGUAGAUAAAGUGGUCAUCCUUUAAUUACCCAUAACAUAGAAUAUACACAUUACUAAAAGAACCUCUGCAAAAGAAUUUUUCUCUUGAGCACAACAUGAUUUUUUUAAGAAUUUUUUGAAACAUUCAGAUUUUCUGCCAUUUUGGCACUCAACAUGUUGUAGACUUCUCAGACUUAGAAACCUCUUUGAAACAAAGGAGCUGUGAUGCAGAUUAAGGAACUACAUGAUUGUAUGAGGUAAAUUAAGGAACAUUGUUACUUAAGAUACAAGUAAACAAGUAUGGAUUUCUAGAAAAUGGCUGUUAAAAGGUAAAACAUGCCAGUGAGAUGCAUUGCAGUCAGGUCCAACAACAGUAGUGACCCUGAGAAAGGGACAGGGAUGUUUAAAAUCUCAUUUUUCAGUUCCUUAAUUUAUGUCUCAUGACAUCACAAUUUUGUGAUCAUGGAACUGGUGCACCAGAGAAAUCGUCUAAAAAGAUAUCAUUUUGUUCAGUGCUAAUUUUUUUGAAGAGGUUCGUGACUUAAUGUGUUCUUCAGUUGACAUAAUAAAAAUUUUCAUAUUCUAGGCAAUUAGGACUUCUGUCAUUCAAUCAGGAGUCCUUUAGGGCUUUAUUCCAUGCAUUCCUUCAUUGUUUAAACAUACAAAAUGAUUUAUUGCUGUGUUGUGUUUUUUUUUUGUCAGGAUGCUGUUGAAGUCCCUUCACCAAUUCAGAGUGCUAGGGCAGCAAACACUAUCCAUGCCCUGUUCCUGUAUAGGAAACAGAUUUUAAAGGAAAAGCUUGAACCUGUAGGUGGUUAUGAUAUGGCACACCUGAUAAGUUAAUAACUGGUUUUUAACAAGAAUUUCAAUAUGUUACAGUGUAAUUGCAAUCAUGACAGAGCAAACAACAAUACCAUUAUUGAGUGGUUUGGAAUUGAGCGUAUGUAUCUUUGUGGCUUUGUAUGUUUGGAUGUUUGUUGCAGGGGCCAAUAAGGUUGACGGUACUAUGAGUUGAUAGGUAGGAACCAAUGAGAUUUUAGUAUCUUCCGACUUAGCUAACCAGGCAGCGGUUAAUUAUGUAGAUGAAAAGAGAAAUUAACCCUUAUUUAAAGUACACUCUGAAAUUUUACUUUAAAAAAUGCAGAAAAAAUAUAUUAUAAAAGUUUACAAUAAUAACUACACACAAACUUAAUUGAACAGGAGAAAGCUCUUUUGGCCAUUUUUCUUAAAAGGUUUCUAAUUUAUUGUUCUUGGUGGAAAUAUUUUUUUCAAUGUGGUAUUUAAUUCUUACUUUAAAUUUGAAACCUUUGAUGUUUGGAAGUACCUGGUUCUUUCUGCAAUCCCAUAAGGCAACUUACUUUUGCCUUCGGAUGACCAGGAGGUGUUAACCUUUACACAAAAUGAAGGUGCUGGGCCUCUUAAAUUCAUAUGUGUAGGUUUAGUGAGCAACCCUUGGAUUCCUUAAAUUUUUCUUACAACACAGCGUUGAUACUAGUAUUUUUCUGUAUUUUAUCAUAGUAAGCGAUGAUAAUAGUAGUUUUGUUACUGUCCGUUUUGCAGCAAUUUGCCAUGGGUAUCAUUCCACUUUGUUCAGAACAAUUCAGGAAAACAUUCGGCACAACAAGGAUACCGCUUAAAACCCAAGGUAACAACAAUAUUGAAACAAUAUUGUUUGUUUGGACUUGUUUUGGUUCAUAAUAAAAUCAGUUGAAUGUAACUGAAUAAAAUUAAAUGUAUGGCCAAAAAAACAUACAGUUGAUUGCAAAAGUCUUGUGCGGCCUCCUGUGCAAAAUGUGCAGUGCUGAGGAUUCACCUAUAACAUCUCACAAAAAAUUCAUAGCAUCAUCUUAAGCUUUUCAGUUUGAUCACCCAUAACAUCAAGUAAGCUCAGCCAUAACGAGUGCUGCAAGUCGCAGCCUCCCAAGUGCUAUACAGCACCACAGACACCACAGUAAUGCUUCAAUAAUAUAGCUUUACUGCAGCCUAACUCAAGUUGCAGUGGGAUCUAAAGGGCUGUGCAGCCAUCAAAGCUCUUGGCAGCAUGGUUUUGCAGUGCAGAUCUGACCUUCAAAGCUGCCAAGUGGCCGCCAUAAGGUUACAAAAUCAGCUCUGGAUGAUCUGAUAGUCUACAACUUCCUUAAGUACCAAUAACUUGGAAUGCCAGAACAGCUUUUGCCACAGAUUUUGGCUUUUAUAGAAAACUUGAUUGUACCUCCAAGAAAUAUGAGCCAGGAUGGUAUGCGUGGAAGAUCACAUGAUAAAAUAGUCCCUCAAAUUCUAUGCUUAGGGAAUAAAGAUUUCAUUUAGUUUAAUUAUGUGACUGACAAGUGAGGGAAUUUAAUUUAUGGUUAUUCUGGAGACAUUCUAGGCUGUAAUCUAUUAUUUUACUGUUUUUUUGUGUUUUGUUUUAUUCCUUGUUUGCUCUGUGUGUUGUCCCUUUAGAUCACCUCCAUCACCAUGGUUCCUCAAACCAUGCUGUCAUCUACCACCGUGGAAGAUUUUUUAGACUCCAUGGCUAUCAUCGUGGAGUGCUGUUGAAGCCUGCUGAUUUGGAGAGGUAUGGUUUAUUUACAUUUAUUUAUUACCUCUUAUUUGGUCUAACCUUUUUAGCCACCUGCUAUGAUGCCUGAUGGUAAUGACAAUGGUGCAAGGAUGAUGAUGACCAUGAUUUGUUUGUGGGUGUUAAUUAUACAUUUUUACAGUUUUUUUGCCAUCAAUGUUUGAACAUGCUUUUUUUUCAUUCCGUUAAGACAAAUUGUCAAAAUUCUUGAAGAUGAAUCAAAGCCUGUCCCAGGAGAGGAACUUCUACCAGCUCUGACCACUGCUGACAGGUUGGCAUUUUUAAUAAUAAUUAUAAUAAUGAUAAAUACAUUACUUGAUUAUCUUCUCCCCUUAUGAGGCUUUCAGUGGUAAUGAAGCAAAUGGUUCUGAUGGAACAUUAUUAACGCUACUAAGAAUCCCAACUGGUAAGAGACAAACCAGUGGGCUCUUUUACAAGCAUUGCUGAGGAUUUAAACUCAGGACUACCGAGGAACAAAUCCAGCCUUUGGUUGUGGCAGGACUUAAACUCAGGACUUCCAGCACACUAACUGCUCCGCUACACUGCACCCUUUAGUUUUCCUAACCAGAGUCUACAAAUGAAUGUACUUUUUGAAAAGUAUUAUUCUCAAAACUAGGAGUACAACAUAAAUUUUCACAUCACGUUUUGCUCAAGUCUUUAAUUUUAUUUGAACUUUUGAAUCUGUGGCCAACAAUAAUAUUGCGAUAAGGUAGUCAUUAAAAUGAAAUCUCUUCUUCAAUAUUUUAUCACAUUUAACUAUUUAUUUGUCAGUGGGGAAAAUUGAAAUGCCAUUUUCAUGGAACUGUCUUCAAAACGUCUUGAUAUAAUUUUCCUGGUAUGUUAUAAUUAUUAUAAACCUGACCCUUGCAAAUGCAAUUAUAGUCAUAUUUAUUACAAUGGUUUUGAACUCAGAAACCUUUGGGCAGAGACCAGGAGUACCUACUUCAGUAGGGGUGUAAAUAAGCAGUCUUUGGAUUGUAUUGAACAGGUAAGUAUUCUUCCUCAUAUCAGGAAUAAAAUUUAGUAAUAAUUUUUUCUGGAGAGAACAACCUUCAUGAUCGAUUCCCCCUAUAAAUUUUAAUAGGUUCUUAAUAGGUUUUCCUAUUUGUUAAUUUGAGAAGAGGAAAUUGAUAAAUUGGAAUUAAGGUAAUUCCCUUGUUAUGCAUUGCACAUCACUUAGUGUGCACAACAGUACGACUUCAAAGGUGGCAGUGAUUUUCACUGGUCGCCCAAAAAGAGGUAACUAAGGCCCCUAAUUUGUUGUCCCAAUGCUUUUAAUAGUGAUUUUUAUGACUCUAACGGGCUAAAAAGGUGUUUGUCCUGAAACUCAGUCCCCUAUCGCAAAAUGAUCAUUUGAAGCCGAAAUUGUCCCUUUGUCAUUUUGCAAUGAAACAAAGAUGGUGAUCCCCAUAUUUUUUUUUUGUGGUUUUUGUUCGUUAUUGCUUCACAAAAAUAUGCGUUAAGGGGAGAAAAUCUGGAUAGUAGAAGUUGUAUUUUUUUAGAUAUGAAUGACUUGAAUUUCCUCAUUUAGAGCCACAGAGAAGUAUGCAAUAAUGUUAAAACUGUUCAUUUCUCUUUAUUUUUUCAAGACCGGGUUAUUUGAAGUCACUUAACUGAAAAUAUAUAGCCCAGUCCCCAGUUGUUUGAAAGGUUGAUAAAUGUCUAUCCAGUGUAUAGUGCAAUUGGUUUCCCAAACACUUAUCUACUGGAUAGUGAUUCAUCCAGUGGAUAGCACUAUCCAACAUUUGAACAACCGGGGCCAGAAAAGGUUUUUAGUAAAAUUCUUAAUUUCUCCUACAUGAUAAGAAUUUUUGUUGGUUGUUCAAGUUUUGAGCAUUUGGCACACAACUAGGAAAAAACACUCAGAAUUAUGGGCACACACUGGGCAACAACAAGCACGGUGACUGUAUAUUUUCGUUUCAGGUUUUGAAUGUCCUAUAUGUGGCUGACAUUCGUGCCAAGUUUGAAUGAUCUGGAUAGUACAUCCUUUUCAAGGGAAUUGCCUUAAAAGACAAUUUUUUUUAACAUGUUUAUUAGGCAUAAACCAGCAUGAGCGACCCUGCUGUAGACAUCAUCUAUUUACGUCUUUGCAUGGUAGUUAAAGUUGUGUUCAUGAGAAAAGGAGAAAUAUAUUUGGUUAAUGGUUUUUGACAACAUUUUUUUCUGCCUUUACAGGCUGCAUUUUUCCUCAAUUUGGAGGACUUGGAGAUGAAUUAUGGCGAGGUAAUGAAGUAAACAAUUAGCAAUCUAUAUUAUCGUCCAUAUGAAUUUGGAAAAAAAAUGAAUUCCACUGUCCUUAGUUUGUAGUAGUGGGUCUCACAUUAAAAUUGGCAUUUUUGAGAAGUGUUCAGCCUGUUAUCUUUUUUGUUCUUAACUUUAAGGUUGGUAUACACUAGGUGACAAGUUGCAGCAAUAUGUCACACUGCCACGUCACAGCGACAAAUCACUUUGUUUGUACUGGACAAUUUUUAUGAAAAUCUUUGUCUCCCCAACAGAAUUUUGUUGCAGCAACAUGUCACAAAAAAUCAAAUACCCUUUGUGCAACUUGUUGGAGCGAUAAAAUUCUGCUGCAGAGACAAAGAUUUUCACAAAAAUUCUCCAGUACACACAAAGCGAUUUGUCGCUGUGAUGUGCCACUGCAAAGUGUUGCUGCAACUAGUCGCCCAACCUGUACACACAGAGUGAUCUGUAGCCACGACUUGUUGCUGCAACUUGUCAUCUAGUGGGUUACAAUGCUUAGGCGACAUUGGGAAAUCUUUGUCACUAAGCAGUCAUUGUGUCAUCUGGAAGUAAUUUCUUUCCUUACGUUAAAUUGACAAGAUUAAAUAAAAUGGACCUGAAGAUGUGCAAGCUUCACCGUUUUGUUAAUAUGAAGUGCUUGUUAAGCCAAUGUCAGGCUGCUUUUGUCAGGCUUAGUGCGUAUCGUUAGUUUAAGGUUUCAUUGGUGUCAGUCAUUCCUUAUGCAAUAACUUUUUUUUACAUUAUUACCAACCUUAAAGCAAUGGAGUGCUGAAGUGUAAUAUUGUAAAGUUAGGUACAGAAGAAGGGGAAAAAUCCACUCCAAGUUAAAAUUCAAGAUGUCAGGGAUGUCAAAUUUGACAUUAGUGUUGUUGGUUCUUAAGUUCACGGUCUUGUUAUUUUGAAACUACAGGAGGAAUCAGAAGAUAUGGAUACUCUUUGUCGAUAUCUGAUUCAUGGCAAUGGCCACAGUUGUUGGUUUGAUAAAUCUUUUUCUACGUACAUUUUCAAGAAUGGCAGGGUAAGAUAUUGUUGUCUGCAUUUUUGUACUGAAUAUUUGUUUUGGUUGUUUGUGUUUUUUCUCAUCCUUGUGGCUUGGUAAAUAUCCUUUACUCUUUAUACAAAUUCAAAAUAUUUUAUUUUUCCAAUUGGCUUAAACCCCCUAGUUCAUUUACCCAACAUAACGACAUAGCAACCAUCUCCAACUAAAUUAAUAGACCUUUUUACCGAUACGGCGGCCAUAUUGAAUCAAUUAGAUUUAAGGAGUAUUAUAGGAUGCCCAGGAGGCAUGAUCACAAUCCAAUAUACUCGCUCUGUAUUUACGCACGCUUUCCGGGCCAAUUUUUCUUCACGUUUUCCUAGAAAACGAUUGUAAUGGGAAAAAAAGAUCGUUGUGUUGUGUUCAGAUGUAAUAAUGAUCGCAUUUUCCCCAAGAAAUAUACAAUGAUGUUCUCUUUUUGCCCACUGGUCAUACCAUAAUACUCCUUAAAUCUAAUAAAUUCAAUAUGGCCGCCGCAUCGGUAAAAUGGUCUAUUGGAGGCUUCAUGUUAUUAAUAUUUGUCAAUUGUUCUUUAUCCAUCAAGUUAAUAUAAUUAUUAAAUCCUCAUUCCUGUAUGUCAUUGUACAGUAGAACCCCGGUAACUCGAACAGUGAAGGGAAAUGAAAAACAGUUUGAGUUAUCAGGGUAAAUUGCAGUGAAAUUUUGAUCAAGGGAAAGGAAAUGUAGUUCGAGUCAGCAGGGAAUUCUAGUUAUCCGAGUUCGGGUUAUCGAGGUUCUACUGUAUCUUACUUUUUAAACAUUUUUGGUAAUGUUUAUUUUUUUUUCUGUUAAUCCACAGUUUGGCCUAACUGCUGAGCAUUCAUGGUAUGAAAGCAAUAAACUUUUUAACUUUCUGUAAUUUUGAAUAAACGAACUAGCAAAACAUACAUAGAGUGAGGUGGGAAAGCAUUGAGGCGUCUGCAGAUAGGAACUUUUUAGCCUGCAUAGCAAGUGUUAAAGGUGGUGGGGGCGGGGGGGGAGGGGGGUUAAGAAAGAAAAGAAGGAGGGAGAAAAAAAGCAUUCUCUUUCUUACAAUCCCCCCUCUACCGUUAUAAAUCGUUAAAAUCAUGAAAAAUUGAUAAUAUCGAUUUGACACAGCAAGUUUGUUCAUCGAUUUUCACUGAUUUUCGUUAUCAAUCAAUAAAAUUCACUUGAUUACUACCGUUUUUAUUGAUACCCUGGGAGAUAGCCCAAGCUCUGUGAGCUAUGUCUGUUGUCCUUUGUAAUGUCACGUUACCAUAAUUGAGUCUUGUACUGGUUUGGGGCCACCGUGAAGGCUAAUUUCUUGAGGUUUCAGCUCCAGUAGCUGUUUCCUAUAUACAUACCUUGCCAAGGUUGGUGGGUUAAGCUCGUGAAGUUCAUAAUUUUCCCCUGAAAUUUCAUAUUUUCCCCCAUACUGGCCCUUACAUUUUCACUAUUACGCAACGUUCUGACCACGCUCAACCUGUUUGACAUUGCCAAGUUCAACAGACGUAUCUCAAAAAGCUUGGGCGACCUGUGAUGACUCUGGGCCUGAAUGGAACACAAAAUUUCCUUGUAGGGAAGCUAACAAUAUCAUGAUGUUAUUUAGUCAUAAACUAUAAACCUGCCCUAAUACAUCCAUGCUUUUGAACUGUUCUGUUUGCAGGGCAGAUGCUCCAAUUAUUUCACAUCUUGGAGAGACAGUUUUAGUUGAAGAUUUUCACUUUUUGGGGUAUGUUAUUUACGUGAUAAGAAAAGGUGUGACUAAUUCUUAAGAUCAGUUUCUUAAAAGAAUAAAUAAUUCCGUUUUUUACCCUCGGCAGUAUUUAUAGCACUAAUGCUAGUGGGGCCGAGCAAAUGCAUGAAACAAGUAUUUAUUUUUAUUUGCUGCGGAUAAUUCUUAGCUUUAAGAGCACUACCGAUGUUUUCUUUUGUUAUUAACAAUAGUAACAUUGUUAUGUUUCAGUUACAAAGAGGAUGGUCACUGCAAGGGUGAGCCAGAGUUUGUUUUGCCCCCACCACCAAGAUUGCAGUGGGAUAUUCCUGAAAAGGUAAUCAUUAUAUACCCCACUCCAUAAGCUACACAAAUGUAUAUAGGUGUGUGCCACCCCAGAGCCUGAGGGUUUAGAUGUUUAGCCCUUUGGUAAGAUAUCGGGUAUGGUUUCCAAGGGAAUCACGUGAAGGGAAAAAAAAAAUUUGUGCUUGGAACAAUGUUCCGUGUCAAAAUACAUGUACUAAAUAGUAUAAAGAAUGCAGAAAGAAUAUGUUGACUUCACUUGGAAAAGGUAAUGGUUCACAGACAGAACACUGCUUUCAGCUGCCAGGGCUGUAAAAUGACCACGAUUUUUAGGGCAUACACAUGCAGUUGUUUUUUUUGCUCAGUUGCUAACCAGUCAAGUAGUAAAAUUGUGGAGGAUGCAGGUUGUUCUUUCUUCAUGCUCAAUCGCAUGAUGAAUUACUUUAUUUAUUUUGAAUCGUUUUAUUUGUUUUGUUGUUUCUUAGUGUGUAUCAAUAAUCGAGACUUGUCAGAAGAAUGCAGAAAAACUCAUCAGUGACCUUGAUCUUCAUGUCUUGGCACACACCGCCUUCGGUAGGUUGCCCUUUCCGCUAUAAUGUGAAGACUUACCCAUAACUUAUUGAUAGUCAAAUUUAUUGCGUUUGACGUAAGCAGAUGUAGUUCUAGUUUGGCGGACUUUGUUGGGUUGCCUGUUUAUCACGACAUUGAUAAUUCCUGAUUGAUCGUUGACAGCCGUUUGACCACCCCUCCCUCUCGUGCUCAUGUUUUGCACGGACAGGUCAAGUACAGCCCUCUUAUUGAUAACGCCUCAACUUCUAUUUCAGGAAAGGGAGCCAUCAAGAAGAUGAAAGUCAGGUAAAUGUCUUUGUUAUUUACAUAUAUUCCCUUUAGCCCCUGAUAGGAAAAUUGUGAUGGAACCUCUACUUAGCCAACAAGCAUGUCUCUAAAGGCUCUUUUUACUGCGAUUAAAAAAAUCGCGCAGGUGAACCAUAGGAUGGCUAUGAAAGGCCAGAAAGGGAUAAUUACUGCGGGAAACAAAAGUGAGUAGAGAGCUUAAGAUUCAAGGACGGCGACGAUUUAAUUUUAAGUUUUCUCGCCUAUUCUCCAAAAAUAGACACUUCAGCACCAAAGUUAGCACGCUUAUUUCCGUUGAAGGCAGGAGGUGAAGCCCUCUCCCGAUCGCUAAAUGAUAAAAUUCCUAACAUUAUUUUUGAUAACUUGUUAAAACUCGUGGUAGACUGACGACGGCUACCACAUUUUCCCGCCAAAAUGUCGUUGGUUCGCGCCCGUGCACUACUUAGUUUUGAGAAAAUGUCGUACUCGUCUUGUAAUCUAAAGCUCCGUAAUGUGAGAAUUCUCGCGGGAAAUUGUUUUUCUCGCGGUGUGUGUAUCCAUGAUUAACGUUUAAACGUUUCCUCUGCAGUCCAGAUGCAUUUAUACAGAUGGGUCUUCAACUGUCUUACUUCAAGGUUUGUGGAUCUUGCCAUGUUUUAUGUAACAAGUCAAACACGUUGAUAAUUUAUGCCAAAGAUUGCGUUUCACUGAUUCUCGCGCUACGCGAUUCUCGUGGCGCUGGAAACGAGACACGACUGGUAAAUACUUUUGAGCAGUAUUGUAUUAUACCGCAUCCGGACACUGAGAAUUGAAGGGAAUUUAAAUGAAGAACAACAGAAAAGCCUGUGCUUUCGCGCGCUGCUCGCUCGUGACCUCUCGUGAAACACUUUGGCGAGUGUGUAUAGCUGGUCAGAUGAUCAGAAUUCUUGAGGAAAUUCACGGUUAAAGUUCGCAAGAUUUGAUAGUAAUCAGGAUCUGAUGUCCAAACCUUCUUUAUGGUAGUGAUUUCCUUUGUUUUUCUCUCAUGAGUUAUUAGAGUUUUUGGAAAGACUCGUGUGGUAACGGGUUGUGAAAAAAUUCUACGUUAGGGUGUGAUCUGACUACAACUUGAAUCAUGUUACUGGAAAUUUGUGACUUAUUGUUGUUCAUAAUAUCUUAUCUAGGACCAAGAGCAUUUCAGCUUGUCCUAUGAGUCUUCUAUGACAAGGCUUUUUAGGUAAGUAGAAACAUGAUUUCUUUGAAGGUACUUAUCAGGGUAUAAAAGUUUUUAUCUUUAAUAGAAAGUCAACCACAGACAGAAAUCAUGAGUACCUUAACCAUGACAGAUGUGAACAUUAAGGUGCUUAUUAUACAAAGCUGUGAUUAAAUGCAUGCACGUUCAAAUAACGAAAUGCGGGAAAAUAUAACCCAUUGGCUAAGGAGAUAAAUAACAUUAUUUUGCAUUGUACUCACUAUCUGCUAAAAAGGCUAUAACUUAGAACUAAAUAUUGUUAGAUAAUAAACUGAAUUGAAUUUCAUUGAAUUGAAUCUGUCUUCUCAUUGGCUAAGAGCCUACCGUUAAUUUUGGAAAUCAGCGCAACCAACAAAUUGUCAAACGUAAACGUAAUGUCAAACUCACAGGGUGGCGAGAGGCAUCUUUGCACUGAGCUAUAAAAACGUAGGACGGUGUGUUGGUCGUUAUUUUCUUCAAAAACAAUUAUUAGAUUCGGGUUUUGUGACACCCAGAAUGAUCAAGGUCUCGGCAAGUGUUAUCACAGGCAGACCACCCUUUCAGUGUGCUUAUCAGAUGUCAUGGUUUGUUUCAGAGAGGGACGUACAGAGACUGUGAGGCCCCUCACAAUGGAGGCCUGUGCUUUUGUCAGGUCAAUGCGUAACCCAGCGGCAACAGUAUGUAAUUUCUCUUCUAUUUUUAUCAGCCUGUUUGAAUCAAAACCGGUUUUAGCCAGUUGAUUGGAAGAAAGAACGGGGCACCCGACGAAGACACGCGUGUCUCCCUCGCUCGCCCCGUUCUUUCUAGCGCCCAUUACUUCCAAGCGCCAGUUGAGGUUGCCAGUAAAACACUUUUUGAAUCGUGCAGUCGGGCUAAAAUACGGUUUACUGUUUUUUGUUUCUUUAUAGCUUCGCCAACUGCAAUGAUCUUGGUCAUACAUGUACUGAGGCGUUUUUUUUUUUCUGUGGCAGAAAUCUGAGAGGAAGGAGUUGUUUAUCAAGGCAGCGGAGGGACAUGUCAAUAACUUCAAAAGGGCGAUGUCUGGAGAAGGUAAUUUUGAACCUGAGCGUUUCACUCUUGAAAGGGUAAAUGAAAUGUCGUUCUCUAUAAACAGUCAAGGUUCAAUGACACUGAUGAACCGGCUAUGCCUUUUGAUUCAUUACAGGUGUUGAUCGUCAUUUGUUCGGCCUGUACGUUGUUUCUAAGUACUUGGAAGAAGAUUCGCCGUUUCUUAAGGAGGUAGGUAUGCUCUUUUGAAACCACGUCGCCAUGAAGCUAUUUACUAAAAUCGCUUUUUUUUCGUGUGUUUUUCAGGCUCUCAAAGAACCAUGGAAACUAUCAACAAGUCAAGUAUGUUAUUUUUUAAAAUGAGUAGGCAGCGUGGCCGCGUGGCCGAUCGAUUAGAGCGCUGGACUUAUAAUUUGGAGGCUUCGAGUUCAAGUUCCGCCCUGACCAUUAGAUGGAUUCGUUCUCGGUAGUCCCGAGUUCAAAUCCUCGGUCACAUUUGUAAAAUAGCCGUGGUUUGCCUCCGUGAGGAUAUUUACACGGGCGAUUUUACCGAGAGAUCUCUGGCGCUACAAGAUCUGCGACCUGCGGCUAAGCGCGUGUGUAAACAGUCAGCGAUUGUAGCGCGAUUUACUGGGGUUAAGUCGCCGAAAAUUUGACGAUGACUAAAAUUUAAGGCAAAUUCGCAGUUAUUUUAAAAUAAGUAACGAUUUAGAGGUAGCACAUCCACUUAGUGGUUCUUCGUCUAUCUGAUUCCUGGUCGAACUGAAAUAGUCCACUUUAUAGAUACACUGAGGUGGAAACGAGGCUGGAGUUGAACUUGUUUUGAUGCAACCCUUCCUGCUACCCAUGAGUCAUUUCAUAGGUAAGGUCAACUGAGGUGAUACAACUCAGUUUGACUCUGAAGAUGACUACCGCACAGGUUGUCGAAACGUCAGUCACUGUCAACAACAACAGUCCUAUUCAGGACUACAUUCCCACGGGACGGUCAUGCAAAUCAUGUUGUUCUUAUGCUAGCUUGCAAUAUUCGUAAAAUCGUGUGCGUGAGAAAACGCGCAACAAAAUUGCCGGGUUAAAAAGGCCCUUAAGCAGGUAACCACGCUUUCUUCUUUGUUUUAAGACUGCUACUCAACAAACAAAGAGAAUAGACUACGACAAGAAUCCAGCGAUCAAAAACAGACUGAAAACAGCUGGGGGAGGAUUUGGACCGGUAAGAUACUAGUAGCUGCUCUUGAUUUUCGAGUGUUCCGUUUUCUCUCAAGCGAUACACUGGAGCUAUUUCGAGAAAGGCUGUGGAAAAAGUGCACGCAACAAUCCCGAAAGGUAUUGUGGGUGGUUUUGAGUGCACUGUUUUUCAAAGAAAUUUGAAACAAUAGCUCAAGAGGCCAUGGAUUGUUUGCGAGUGCUAAAGGAAAGUAACAAAAGUAGGUGACAGCUAUCCCAUAUUACCUUUCGGGAUUGUCGCGUGCACAUAUUUUCCGACAACCUUUCUCGAAAUAGCUGUAUACAAGGCAAAGGAGUUUUGACUGAACAACUGUCGGUCAAGCUAAAGUGGUUUUUACUUUUUUGGCAUAUAAAAACAUUUCUCGUAGUAAUGUAUGAUCAUACGCAGUUGUUAACAUUUUCUUACAAGAUAUAUAUGAUAACUGAUCGAACAUACAAGUAUUCUUGGUUUGCAACCACGUGACAAGGCGGCCAUGUUGGGGGUCAAUACAAUAGGUCAUUUCCGAGUUUCUCCGGGCCUCUGUAUCAAAACGAGGUUAAGUGCUCAGCCUUUGAUAGGGAAAGGAUUUUUCAUUCUCAUGCAAAUAAAACUCAUUUUCACAAGAAAGGUUGUGCACUUGGCCUCUUUCUGAAAGUGAGGGGUUUUGGAACUCGGAAAUGGCCUAUAGAAUUUUUUCUCGAAGAAUUUACAUGAAAAUAAGGUUUAGUUCCCAGAUGAGAGAAAGGCUUUUGUUCUUGACCACCAACAUGGCCGCUGUGACGUCACGUGCAAACCAGCAAUAGGAAACGAUCUCUGUGAUGCAAGUUCACCUCUUAGGGGCGAAAGGCACUUCUCUGUGAUCAGAAUAAGUAAAGUGAUUUUUACGUGAGUUGUUUAGGUGAGAUGUUAGGGACUUUAGGCAACGACUACGGAAGGGUCUGGUACGGUGACCGCAAGUAUUUUUUCCCGCCACGCGUCAGUGCCUCAAGUUCAGGGUACCACGACGGUGGUCAAAACGUCGCUGUUUAAUAAAAAGUCAAUUCCCUUUUUUUCAAACUUUCUCGCGAUUAUUUCAAGUCUCUUAUUUUGUCAAAUGUAGAUAAACUCAUAGAGGGAAAAAGUUCGUCUUGGUUUGGUUACGUCCUCAAUAAAACGUGAAAUUAGGCAUUUUCACGUCGUGGUCGUGCAGGGAUGGCAAAGAAAUGUUCAUUAAACAAUAAGAUACACGUGCAAAGUUGUUGAUUUGCUAAUUAAACUUAUUGACUGGCCUUACUACGCUUCGCGAAUACGUAGAAGGUCAUGGCUGGCCGUAGUGUCUAGUACGUUAAGUAUAUAUUAGUUGUAUGUUACGUGCCUAGAACGCCAGUGUACAUUUGAAACAGAAUCGCAAGAUAUACGCAUUUAUCCUUUUUUGGUCUCCCUUGGAAAUUUCCGAAGGCUCAUUUUUCGAUUAUGAGCCCCAAAUUUCGUUGUCGAGCACGACACUCAAGUGAAAAUUAAAGCCAAGUACGCAAAAUACAGUUGACGGGAAAGGAUAAAGAGGAUAUUUCAUAAGGGAGAUCAUCUCACCAAGUGGUGUGAAUAAGACUGAUGAAAUAAAAGCAAGCCCUGAAUUUGCCCAUGCAUCGCUCUCUUUUAUGAAUGUUCUUCUUAACAUUUCCUUACGGUGGGGCGUCACAGCACGGCUUCAACCUCAGGAGAGUUCGCCAACUUUGACAAAGUUAGUUAGCCGGUUGGAAUAAUCGCGAUAAAGAAUAAAAGAAGGCGAAUACACUUCUAAGCGACGUUUUCACCGCUGUGGCCGUCGUGGAAUCUUAAACUCCCUGACUUGAGGCAUCGACAGAUGGCAGGAUAAAAAUUGCUCCGGUCACCGUACUAGAACCCUCCGUAGUCUUUGCUUAAAGUCCCUGUUAUCGGUAGGACUGAUUCAGGUAACCUAAACAAAUUGCUUACAAAGCGCUUUGAGAUGCACGGCACGCAUAAAUCCCAUAACUGUGCAUCUGAUCAGUCCGGGCCAUAGACAGUUUUGUUUAAAUGAUUUCCGGCGAUGUGAUUGGUCCGCAUGAAACCAAAACAAACUCAUUUGGCCGAGAGGGGCUGGCCCAAACAAUGUGUUCGAGAUGGUUUAGUUCGGCGGCCAUGUUGCAAUGCGAAGAUAUAACAGUGAAAGAGUGACACGAAAUUACGCGAAAGAUAAGAUUUUAUUUAUUAAUUUUCACAUGUUAAAUCACAAUGUGGUCUGCUGAUGGUAGGUGAAAUCUUGUCUCUUUUCAGGUCGCCGAUGAUGGCUAUGGGGUAUCUUACAUCAUUGCUGGUGAAGACACUAUCUUUUUCCAUAUCACCGCCAAGGUUUCAUCUACCAAAACUGUAAGUAAUGUUUCCAACCUGAGUAACAAGUUUAAAGACCUUAUUGCAGUCAAACCUCUAUAAAGCGGUCGCCGAUGGCGAAUGGCUUAGUUACAGACCGUUAACUACAGAUUUGACAAACCUAAAAGUUAUUCAAGGAAAUGAAGAUGGUGAAAUAGCGAAAUAUCUAUCGCACAUCAAACAUAUUUCUUUGCAAAAGAACCCAGAAACAUGAUGUCAUCCCUAAGGGAGCUGUGUCAAAAGUUUAUCAAAAUUCUAACAGCAAGAACUGCUGCCAAAUUAAGUAAACCAUAGAAAUAAUCGCUCAAAGCAUUAAAAGAAGGUAUAAUUAAGAAUUAGUAAAAUCCAGCUAGUGAUGUAUUAUCAAUGCUGCGUUCUGAUUGGUUGAGCUACUACUAGGCUAUAUGUUAUAGCCCCCUAGUAGCGAAAAGCGCGGGCUUUUUAGCGGCAAACAAGGAUUAACGUUUACUAGCUAAAUUUUUUUUAUUCUCGAUAUUUUUGACCAACUAGUUGGAUUUUACUAAAACAAUUAUCUCUCUCGCCCUCAUGGUCUCUGAGUCAAUAGCCCACUCGGCCUUAUUACCGGAUUUGAAAUUCUGGAUUUUUGGAAACUUGUUAGCCUAACAGUUUUUCAAAGUUCAUUUUUUUGUUGGUAACGUUUGAUAUGAUUCUUGGGUGGUAAAUUUGUGGGACAAGAAGCUGUGAUUUAGUCGUUUACUUGCCAUUUGUUCGCUAAAGUUAAGUUCCAUCGCGCAUUAGAGACGCGUAAUUGGCAAUAUUAACAAAAGGUUUAAAGACUUGUUUAUAGUGGAAAGUGCACUUAGCUUAUCCAGCUAGUUUACAGGCACUCCACUCAAAUACUUAGAAACAAAUAAUUCCAAUACAACAUAACAGGAUUAAAAGCCUUAACAGGCAGGAGGCAACCAGUUAGUUAUUUACAAGUGUGGCAGAGGAUUUGAACUCGGGACGACCGAGAGCAAUCGAGCAAGGGGCCAGAGUGGGACUAGAACCCGAAACCACUGGAUUGCGAGUCCGACGCGCUGACCACUCGGCCACGCUGACUCCUCAAUGAACUAGAAAACCGUGUCACAGCCCCUUUAAAUCUCCAAACACAUUGGUACACUAUUAGAGUUUAAAUCAGUUUUGCCCUCCUUGAUUGUAUACGUUGUUUGUGAUGUAACGGCGUUCUUUAUGUUUUAAUAGGAUUGUAAGCGUUUCUCCAAGACCGUCCAGGAAAGCUUCGCAGAAAUAAAGGCCUUGUUCGACGAAUAAACAACUCCAGGUUUCUUCCUGUUAAGUCGCGUUGCCGGUGUACGAGAGAAAGAAGAUAAUGCUUUCAUAUUUUGAGGAUAGUUUUGAAAAGUUAUUUUUUACUGGAAAUAAUAUAUAGUAUAAUCAGUCUCCACCCACUCCACCCCACCCCACCCCACCUAUCCAACCCUCAAACUCUUCUGAAGUGAAGCGUAAAUUAAGUAACUGUUCUUAGUGUUAGUACCUUAAACACCCCCUCAAUCCCCAUCCCCACCUCCACCACUCCACCAUUUGACUGCUUUAACACUCCAACUGAGAUGAAAAUAUGCAAUUCCUACCUCUUAAAGAGAUACGGCGAGCAUUCUGUGAGUCCCCCGGGGGUUUUCAGCAAAAGUAGGGACUUAACCAUCCGACGAUGCGAUGGCAGCGAAAACGUCGCUUAAAAAGUGAAUUGACGUUCUUGCUGUCUUUAUCGCGCUUACUCCUACCCAUUUACUUUAUCAAAAGUAGGCUAAACCUCCUGCAGUUGAAUUCCUAGGAUCCCUAUUCAAGUUCAGAAAGAGAAAUAAAUUUCGUCGUCGCUUGUUUUGCUCGUGCAAAGUUGUUGUUUUGCCUUCUAAACCUACU